Fusarium graminearum PH-1 is the source of this 339-nucleotide messenger RNA. RefSeq lists its product as uncharacterized. Lineage: Eukaryota; Fungi; Ascomycota; Sordariomycetes; Hypocreales; Nectriaceae. The coding region runs from base 1 to 339 and encodes 112 amino acids. The record is from RefSeq and is a predicted model, not a curated record. The transcript has 2 exons.
AUGGCUCGGGCUUUGAGCCCAAUUGAUGAAUCUCCAGUAACCUCAAAACCAGAUGCCCCAUAUCUCCUGGUCCGUGAGGCGAGCAAAGUCCGAAUUAGGGGACCAGUCAAACCCCGGAACGAAAGCACGACACUGAUGAGCAUGAGCAUGGGACGUCAAUCUAAUUGUAGGGUGGCUUUGCAUCGUGACUAUCUUUAUCUGAACCUACAUAAGUGUAAGGCCGAUAAACAGUGUUGCCUUCUUUUCAGGAACCAACCUAUACAGGCACAAGACCAACUGCAACGACCCAUCUCGUACGAGAAUGUCCUCGGUUUGCCGCGCAAUCGCGACCCAUCCUGA